AUGGUCCCACUCCCACACCAACUGUUCUCACUCCCACACCAACUCCUGCACCAACUGGUCCCACUCUCGCACCAAACUCGUCCCACCCCUGCACCUACUCCCGCACCAAAUGGUCCCACUCCCGCACCUCCUACACCAACUGGUCCCACUCCUACACCUACUCCUGCGCCAACUGGUCCCACUCCUAUAUCAACUCCCACACCAACUGGCCCCACUCCUGCACCAACUGGUCCCACUCCAGCACCUACUCCUGCGCCAACUGGUCCCACUCCUAUAUCAACUCCCACACCAACUGGCCCCACUCCUGCACCAACUCAUGCACCAACUAGUCCCACUCCCGCACCUACUCCUGCGCCAACUGGUCCCACUCCCACACCUACUCCUGCACCAACCGGUCCCACUCCCGCACCAAUUCCUGCACCAACUAGUCCCACUCCUGCUCCUACUCCUGCACCAACUGGUCCCACUCCUGCACCAAACUGGUCCCAUCCCUGCACCAACUGGUCCCACUCCUGCACCAACUGGUCCCACUCCCAUACCUACUUGUGCACCACUCCUGUACCAACGUACCAACUGGGCCAACUGCAGGUCCCACUGCUGGCCCAACUGCAAACCAUUUCUUAA
Messenger RNA from Penaeus indicus, 624 nucleotides. RefSeq lists its product as uncharacterized. The transcript has 2 exons. Lineage: Eukaryota; Metazoa; Arthropoda; Malacostraca; Decapoda; Penaeidae. The coding region runs from base 1 to 624 and encodes 207 amino acids. The record is from RefSeq and is a predicted model, not a curated record.